This is a messenger RNA of Telopea speciosissima, 660 nucleotides long. RefSeq names its product F-box protein SKIP23-like. Gene Ontology annotation, molecular function: protein binding. The coding region runs from base 1 to 660 and encodes 219 amino acids. NCBI's taxonomy places the organism in Eukaryota, Viridiplantae, Streptophyta, Magnoliopsida, Proteales, Proteaceae. The record is from RefSeq and is a predicted model, not a curated record. The transcript has a single exon.
AUGGCGCCGUUUGAAGUAGACUGGUCUGAGCUUCCAAAGGAUCUCUUGGGUUCAGUCCUACAACGUCUCCCCAACGUCGUCGAUAUCAUCCGUUUCAGUGCUGUCUGCACCUCAUGGCAUUCCGUUGCAUAUGAUAAAUCAUACUCAUCAGCGCCUCAACUUCCAUGGCUGAUGCUCCCUUACAAACUAGGCCAUGAAGGAAAAGAAACCCGCAACUUCCUCAAUCUCUCAGAAAAUAAGAUUUACCAGAUCAAACUCCCAGAGAUCCGACACAGCAGAUGCGUUGGUUCCUCUUUCGGUUGGCUUGUUAUUCUCGAUAGAUUCUGCCAUGCUCUUCUCAUGAACCCUUUUUCUGGUGCCAUAAUCCAUCUCCCACCUACUGAAACAUUCCCUGAUGUUUUAGGCGUUAAUGGGUCUAAACCGUCUGGUGAAAUCGAUAGUUACACGAUUCGCCGACGUGAGUCUUAUCGUGAAUAUUCAAUCUCUGCUGCCAGGUUAAGGGUUGAACUUAUGAGUAAGGCCCUUGUUACUGCAGAUCCAUUGGUUGAUAACAAUUACAUGGUCGUGGCAAUUGGGUUCUCUGGAUUGGCUUUCUGUAAGGCAGGAGCUGAUUCAUGGACCCAAUUAGAUCGACCAAAUUUGGAGAACGGCCGGUUAUGA